Molecule: messenger RNA, 515 nt
Organism: Pantherophis guttatus
Lineage: Eukaryota; Metazoa; Chordata; Lepidosauria; Squamata; Colubridae
Source: RefSeq, a predicted model, not a curated record
UUUCAUUUAAAUUGGAGGAGCAGAUUCCUUGCUGGCCUCAGAGAGAAGUGCGGCUCCUUGUCCUUCCUCCCUACCAAGAGUUUCCUGGGUCUCCCCUGAAGCCAAGAUGAAAGUCUUCUUCAGCCUGAUCGUCUUCUCUCUCGUGCUGGUUCCAUGUCAAGCAUGCUAUCUGGUUGACUUUGAGCUUCAAGCUAAACCUGGUCAAUACGUGCCACCAAACGUAUGUCUUGAUCUCUAUGAUCGGAAAAUGCAUCUCAUUGGGUCCCAUUGGAUCGCAGAGGAUUGUUAUAGGUGCCACUGUGGUAGAGAUGGAAUGUUCUGCUGCCACGGAGAAAUUAAAGAUACUCCAGGGUGCAAAUGGCAGGUAAAUCAUACGACAUGUGAAUAUGAAUACUAUAAACUUGAUGACCCAACGCAGCGCUGUGAUGUCUGAUCUCUUCGCGUGGACAAACUGGAAUGAAUCUCUCAUGUGUAAAUGAACCUGAAUAAAUCUCUCAAAUCAGCAUCUAAAACCA